AUGUUAGGUUUAGGUUCAGCUUUAGUCAACUGUAAUAAUUUAUCAAAUUUGUGUCUUAAUCUUUUUGAACUUAAAAUUGGUUCAAAAGGUUUUUCAGACUUAAUUUCAUCUUUAGCAAACUGUUCUAAUCUCUCAAACUUGAGUCUCGAAAUAGGAAAUUGUUAAAUUGGUAAUGAAGGAAUUCUAAAUUCAGCUUCUGCUAUUGCUGGAUUUGCUAAUCUCACUAUUUUGUUUCUUGAAAUAAGCAACAAUUAAAUUAAUGCCCAAGGUGCAUUAAGCUUAGGCACUGCUUUAUCAAACUGUAUCAAUCUCUAAAUCUUGAAAAUUAAUCUAUAUGAAAAUUAAGUUGGUGCAUAAGGUGCUUUAGAUUUAUGCUCUGCUUUAGCAAAAUGCACUAAUCUCUCAAAUUUGGAUAUUUCUUUCUAAAAGAAUGGGAUAGGUGCAGAAGGUGCAUCAAGAUUAGGUUUUGCUUUAGCAAAUUGCUUAAAUCUCUAAAAUUUGGAACUUUACUUAGGUGACAAUAUUGGUCCAUAAGGAGCUUAAGGUUUAGGUCAAAGUUUGGCAAGCUGCGCUAAUCUCUCAAAUUUGACUCUUUGUAUUGAUAAAGGCAAUUAGAUUGGCGCAUAAGGUGUAUCAGGUUUAUUUUAUGGCUUAGCAAAUUGCUUUAAUCUCUCAAAUUUAUCACUCUUUCUACGUGGAAAUCAAAUAAGUUCAUAAGACAACUCUGAUUUAUUUUCUGCUUUAGGAAAAAUUGCUAAUCUAUCAUAUUUGAAUUUUAGAGUUUGUAUGAAUUAUAUUGGAGAUAAAGGUGUUUCGGAUUUGGGUUCAGCUUUAGCGAAUUGCACUCAUCUCUCAAAAUUAAUUCUUGAUCUCAGUGAAAACUAAAUUGGUCCAUAGGGUGUAUGCGAUUUAGGUUCAGGAUUAGUAAACUGUACUAAUCUCUCAAAUUUAAAGCUCUACCUUUCUAACAAUUAAAUUGGUAAUGAAGGUAUAUUAGGUUUAGGUUUUUCUUUAUAAAAGCAUGCUAAUAUCAAAAGAUUAGAGCUGAUUCUCAUGAAUAUUCAAAUUAAUGAUGAAGGGGCAUUAUCAUUCGUUUCUCUAUUAUCUAAUUUCCCUUUCCUCCUUAUUUUAUUUAUCAAUCUCUAUUGUAAUUAGAUUAGUAUAGAAAUCAGUUCUAAAAUUGUUAGCAAGUGUCUCAAAUCAAAAAAAUUAAUUGAAAAAUAUAUUAUUGUUUGA
Messenger RNA from Tetrahymena thermophila SB210, 1236 nucleotides. RefSeq names its product cyclic nucleotide-binding domain protein. Gene Ontology annotation, cellular component: perinuclear region of cytoplasm; cytosol; nucleus. Gene Ontology annotation, molecular function: small GTPase binding; GTPase activator activity. Lineage: Eukaryota; Ciliophora; Oligohymenophorea; Hymenostomatida; Tetrahymenidae. The record is from RefSeq and is a predicted model, not a curated record. The transcript has 14 exons. Gene Ontology annotation, biological process: activation of GTPase activity; nucleocytoplasmic transport.